Messenger RNA from Salvelinus sp. IW2-2015, 2357 nucleotides. Lineage: Eukaryota; Metazoa; Chordata; Actinopteri; Salmoniformes; Salmonidae. The record is from RefSeq and is a predicted model, not a curated record.
AUGGAGGAAAUCUGGGAAAAUGAGGAUUCAAAGUCUUGGUUACUCCAACUGAAAGAGGACAUCCGAGUAUACAGGAGGAUGCUAGACAUCUGGAAACCUCGACAGUUGGAAGUGACUCGGCGAACACACACUGGAGAGAAUCCUACAGCUGUAAUCAGUGUGGAAGACAUUCACUCAGUCAGGAAGCCUGGCAACUCAUCUGAGAACACACACUGGAGAGAACCUCAUAGCUGUGAUGUAUGUGGGAGACUUUUAACGUCUGCCUUCAAUCUGAACCGACACCAGCGAACACACACUGGAGAGAAACCCUACAGCUGUGAGAAGUGUGGGAAGAGCUUUUCUCAGUUAGGACUACUGGCCAGCCACCGUCGUUCGCACACAGGAGAGAAACCGUAUGUCUGUGAUCAGUGUGGGCAGAGCUUUGUCAAUCCGGGAUCCCUGGCAAAGCACAAGCGAAAACUACAUGCAGGAGAGAAGCCUUAUAGCUGUGCGGAUUGUGGGAAGAGUUUCUUUGAAUCACAUACCCUGGCUAACCAUCGGCGGACACACACAGGAGAGAAGCCUUAUAGCUGUGAUCUAUGUGGGAAAAGUUUCGCUCUGUCAGGAACKCUGAUUAAACAUAAGCUGACUCAUACAGGAGAGAAACCGUACUGUUGUGARCAGUGUGGGAAGAGCUUCCGUGAAUCAGGAAGGUUGAAAGUUCACCAGAGAAUGCACACUGGAGAGAAACCUUACGGCUGUGAUCAAUGUGGGAAGAAAUUUGGUCAUUCGCAACACCUGAAAGAACACCUGCGAACGCACACAGGAGAGAAGCCAUUUAGCUGUGAUCAGUGUGAGAGGAAAUUCACUCAACCACAACACCUGAAAUCACACAUGAGAACACACKCUGGAGAGAAGCCGUUUGUCUGUGAUCAGUGUGAGAAGAGAUUCGCUCAUUCACAACAACUCAAAGCACACAUGCGAAUACACACUGGAGAGAAACCUCAUAUCUGCGAUCAGUGUGAGAAGAAAUUUGCUCAUUCACAACACCUGAAGGAUCACAUGCGUACACACACAGGUGAGAAGCCAUACAUCUGUGGAGAAUGUGGAAAGAGUUUUGCUAGAACAGGAACAUUGAAAGUGCACCAGAAAUCACACGCAUCAGGUGAAGUGUGUACAGAUCUGCCUCCCCAGCAGCAGUUCCAGAACCCUCAAAUAAAUCUGAACAGCCCAAAGUAACAGAACCCUCGAUAAAUCUGAACAGCCCAAAGUAACAGAACCCUCGAUAAACUCUGAACAGCACAAAGUUCCAGAUCCAUCUCCCUCCCCGGGAUCAGUUCCAGAACCCUCCAUAAACUCAGAAAAGUUCCGCUGCUGGGCAAUCUAGCACUAGGCAAUUAUGACACUUAUCUGUUUUAUAUAUAUGCGGUAAAGAGGUCAAUGGAACUCGACCAAAACAAUAGAAAUGCCAUGGACACAGGUGGGAGAAAGAUGCCAUGGGGGUGAGAUCCCYAAUCUCCUCAUGGUCCCCUCACUAUAUGUUGAGGUUAAAAUCAGWGUAUAAUGCUUGUAUGGAUGUCAACCCCCCAACACAUGUUCAUGUCAUCAUCACCAAAUCAACUGCAUUAUAGUAACAAAAGGACUUUGACUGCCAUCAACGAUUUGUGUAUGCUACAAGCUCAUGAGAACAGGAGUUAGCAUUUUAGCAGUUACAUCUUAUAAACAGGAAAAGGGACAACUUCAAAAAUGUUAUGCAGAGGAAACAGACAAAUAUAUCGAAACCGGACUUCAGUAACCACUUUGUGGGCCUGUUAUAUUACAUAAAUCAUAUGACGGAGUUGACGAAUAUAUCCACUUGGUUAGAUCAGAUGUGUUGAAUGUGAGCCAAUGACGGCGUCACAGCGUCCUGCGUUUCAUUGACCUCUUUUCCCUCAUCUCUGCCUGAAUCCAGCUCUACAGAUUCUGAAUUCAGUUUUAAUAGWUUAAAUACUAACCUUUUUUUUCUCUCCCCCAAUAGAAAAUGUUUAUUUUAUUUUAUUGAGGUGUGGUCAGAAAUGGAARAAAAUAGCCUCAUGUACUUUUAUCUGCUUUAAGAUGACUUAAGACACUGUGUACAGAAACAUUGGUUCAUUAAAAUCAUGUAGUUACAUGGAGUGUGCGUGACCUUUUAUUGUUUUGACUCCUCAGUCUCUCCUUAAAUCUUGGUACCACACCUAAUAUUUAUUAAUGCAUUUUAUACUUGUACAUUUCCCUAUGUGAAUCACACCGUUGUUGUAAAAGAACCACCUCAUUCUAUGUGAAGACUAGAUACCUGUUAGAGAUGACAUCAUCAACUACCACCACCCUGAGGCAUAUACACACAGAGAGAGAGAGAGAGU